CCUCGAUGUGUUGCACAGUUCAAGUUGGGGUCACUCGAAGUUCCUGCCCUCGGUUUUACCUUUUAGUUUUAUUAUAGACUGACAUCACACGGGGCGCUAAAACACUUACGGCGCAUAGAAGCCCCAUUAUCAUCUCCGCGCGUAUUAUUGCUUCGGUACAAAAAUAGACGAGGAAAUUACUAAAAUACAAAAUCGGAGGAAACUGAUGCUGGACUAAGCACGUAUUUUAUAGGAGGGGGAGAGGAAGAGAGAGAGGAAGAUUCAGAGAGGUGGAUGCAGAGAGAGAGAGAGAGAGAGAGAACGAGAACGAGAGAGAGAGAGAGAGAGAGGGAGAGAGAGAGAGAGAGAGAUCCAUAGCAAUUAAUAAUAAAGAGUUGGCAGCGGUGCUUGGAAAACUGGCAUGGUUUUUGGAGGCUGGCAGUUCAAAGUUGAGACGUCAGAAAUGACUCCAAUAGAGUGUUGAGAUGAUCAUUAAGGGAGACUUAGAGCGGAUGGCAGAAGAGUUCGGGCAUCCAGUUAUUUACCUGUUGUAGGUGGCACUCUGAAGACGAUGUUGGAUGCCAUGGAAGUCCCGAGUCACGCUAGGCACCUCCUCCUCCAGUUGAACUCACAGCGCACCAAAGGCUUCCUGUGUGAUGUCAUCAUCGUGGUGCAGAACGCCCUCUUCCGCGCUCACAAGAACAUCCUGGCCGCCAGCAGCCUGUACCUGAAGUCCCUGGUGGUCCACGACAACCUCAUCAACCUGGACCACGAGAUGGUGAGCCCGGGCGUGUUCCGGGUCAUCCUGGACUACAUCUACACGGGCCGGCUCAACGAGGGCGACCAGGGCUCGGGCGCGGAGCCCAACCUGGGCGCGGUCCUGGCGGCGGCCAGCUACCUGCAGCUGCUGGACCUGGUGGCGCUGUGCAGGAAGAAGCUGAAGAGGAACGGGAAGUACCACCACCUGCGGCCCAUGCAUGGCUUCGCGCCCUACGCCAAGAUCGGGGUUGGAGGAGGGGGCCGGUACCGCGUGUCUGCCCCCGUCAUCCAGUCCUGUUUCCCCGGGGGAGUUCUGAACAGACCCCCCCAGUCGGAGGAGCUGCCACCCCACCCUCUGGUCACUCACGUCGGGGAGAUGUACGCGCCCCCGUCCUCUCAGGGUCCCCAAAUCUACCCUGCGCCCCCGCCGGCCCUCCCCUUGCUGCCCCAGUCCAGCCUGAGGUCGAGCGCCCCGGAGAGGGACUGCUCCCCGCUCUACGGUCUCGACCUAACCAAGAAGAGCCCCGACUCCCAGUCGCAGCCAACGCUGUCCCACCCCGCCCUGUCCCACGCGCUCCUGCACCACGACGAGGGACGCCACAGCCCCGCCCCUCCCGGAACCAACGGGGGGCCUCUGACCCAAAGCAACGACUCGGCCUUCUCCGGGGAAGCGGAGGCAGAGGAGUACAAGGGCUCCCUCUCCUCCCACCCCCACCUGGCGCCCCGCCUCCCCCACUUCCACCGCUCCGACUCCCGAGGCCCGGACCCCUACCCCUGCCCGCCCAGCGCGGGCUCCGAAACCGGGGGCGAGGGGGCAGGAGAGCAGGGCAGCGAGGGGGGAAAGGUGUACCGCUGGGUCAAGCCUGAGCCCUUGCCCUAUCCCCCCGAGGACGAGGAGGAGGACGACGAGGAAGAGGAGGACGAGGAGGAAGGGGCCGGAGGAGACCGGGGGAAAGAGACCAACCACCGGCAUCACAACCACCACAAAAACGGCGAGGAGCACAAGCUGGGCGGGGCCGGGCGGCCGGGAGGGUACGGGUGCGAGGGGGAGGACGAGAAGAGCGGCUCGGCCAGCGAGGAGACGGGCAGCAGCGAGGGGCGCCCCUCGCCCAUCUUCCACAUGCCGUACGAGCCCGAGAGCUUCGGGGACAACCUGUACGUGUGCAUCCCCUGCGACAAGGGCUUCCCCAGCUCCGAGCAGCUCAACGCGCACGUGGAGACCCACACCGAGGAGGAGCUCUACGGCCACCCGGCCGGCGAGCUGGGCAGCAGCAACGGCCACGGCGGCGCCGGCGGCGGGAGCAACGCCACCAACGUCAACCCGCCUGCCAACAGCCUGUCGGCCCCCCUGGGCCUGGGGGCGGGCUCGGGGGCGGGGUCUGGUGAGGUCAUCCGCCCGUACCGCUGCUCGUCCUGCGACAAGUCGUACAAGGACCCGGCGACCCUGCGGCAGCACGAGAAGAGCCACUGGCUGACGCGGCCGUACCCCUGCAGCAUCUGCGGCAAGAAGUUCACCCAGCGCGGCACCAUGACCCGCCACAUGCGCAGCCACCUGGGCCUCAAGCCCUUCGCCUGCGACGCCUGCGGCAUGCGCUUCACCCGCCAGUACCGCCUGACCGAGCACAUGCGCAUCCACUCGGGCGAGAAGCCCUACGAGUGCCAGGUGUGCGGCGGCAAGUUCGCGCAGCAGCGCAACCUCAUCAGCCACAUGAAGAUGCACAGCGGGGGCGGCGUGGCCGACGGCAAGCUCAAGAUGGACUUCGCCGACAGCAUCUACCCGCUGGGCAAGUACGCCGAGCACCUGGGGCUCAAGCACGAGAAGGCCUCCGCCCUCCUGGCCCAGGCCUCCCAGCACCUCCUGGCGGACGCCAAGGCCAUGGAGAGCCUGUACCCGCUGUCCAAGCUGGCCGCCGAGCACCUGGGGAUCAUCCACGACAAGAUGGAUACCCUCCGGCAGCCGCUGGGACCCCCUCCCCCCUCCCAGCAGCUCUCCUCAGAGCCCAGAGCCAUCGACCGCUACUCCCCCAGCUAGAGGGGGUGAGGGACCCCGGACCGGAGCCAACGCUACCCACACCCACCCCCUGCCACCCGUCCCCCUGUGACUGUGCCCUCUUGGUUGUUAAGCCAUAACACACAAAGGCAGCCAAAGGCAAAGCUUUGUGUGCCUUAAAAUUGGAAGCACUUAGAAGUCUGCUUACCCCUGACCCCACGUGUGCCUGAGCCUCACAGGGAGGGGCCCAGACGCACGCUUGCUUCACUUCAGAGAAGCGGGAAAGAAACAGGCGAGCAGACAUUUACGGACCUGUAAAAAGUGCCUUUUCAAAUUCUGCAGUGUGUGCACUUAAAAAAAUCAUUCUGAAAUGAAAAGGACAAACUUGCGUGGAAACACAAACCAAAGCAGUAUCAUAUUUUUUUAAAGUCGUUUCUACAAAGAACUGUUAAGCUGUCGAGCCAAAAAAGGUGAACAAGCAUGUUUUCUGCCUUUUUUUUCCAUUUUUUUAAACUUUCAUAUUCAAAAGCCAAAGAACACGGCGGAAUAAAGACAUUGUGAAACAUGUUGCAGUCAUAUCCUAUAACUGUGUACUUAAUAAUUGUAAAUUUAGAGCAAUAAAGAAAGAGGAACCAAACGCAAAGCACAUAGAGACAUGAUUCAGGGCUUCUGUCCAGGCCCGAGGAGGAACUUGGACAGUAGGAAAAGCCAAACCUUUGGGAACUUACAGUGCUCAGAAGACUUUGUUUUUUUGCAUUCUGUUGUUGUUCAGACUACCACACUUCCUCCUAUCCCCACCCAUCAGGACUGCCCCACUCUUCUGUGUAUGAGCUCACUAACUGCUCUAACGCUGUCUCCCCCCAGCCCUUGUUUUCUUGAAUCACGCUGAAGAAUGUGUUCGGCAGGACUAUAAAUCACAGCACGAUCGCCUGGAAAACCCUUGCACCCGAAACCAAAAACCAACCGGCUUACCUGGUGUUCAGUGCUCAGUCCUAUAUGCAAAUAGCGCCGUAUUGACCCGGCGAAACCGGUUCGGUCUGGGCUACACCGGGAGCAGGUGUGGCAGAGAAUGGUCAUGUGACCACUAGCCCAAACACGGGAGGAUAAGCGCUGUCUUGCCGUCGUGGACAUGCGGUGCCCUCCCCCAUCCCCCCGAAUUACAAGGCUGGGUUCUGUUGUUUAUGAAAAUCUGCUCAUGUGACGGCUCCCCGCUGGGCCGCCCCCGUCCCCGUGGCCUGCAGCCGGGCGGGGCCGCCGGACCCCUCCAGCUGCUCCAGUAGUGUGAAAUCUGUGAAAUCCCAGAUCCUCCCGGACGGGUCGCGCUGCCGUCCGACCCCCCCCCCCCCCAAACCGUCGACACUACUGCCGCUGCCCCCGCCGUCCACACGCACCCACUCCCUCAUCCCCCACACGCUCCCCCCGCCGUCCACACACACGCACUCCCCUCAUCCCCCACACGCUCCCCCCGCCGUCCACACGCAGUCCCCUCAUCCCCCACACGCUCCCCCUGUUCCGCUGCCAUCCAGCUGCUGCCUCCUGUUACCCCGCCAUGCAGCUGGGGGCCUGCACCGCACACGUUCAGGCCUAAAUGGCGUUGGGUAAGACACUCCUUAAAUAUUUACCCUUUAUUCACACAUAACCCCACAUCCCCUAAUCACAACCACCCCCCCUUCAGACAGCUUCUCCAGAGUCAUUAAUGAGCGCAAUCCAUUUCGUUUUCAGUGUGCAUUUAACACAUUCACACCUUCUGCUAACACCGUGAGCAAUCCCAAAACAUGCCCCAUUAGUCUCCUCACAGGCAGGCAGGCAGGCAGGCAAUAAUACAUACGUGAUUAACGGCUGUGCAAGGAACACAAACAUUUCAAAUAACAGUCGAGGGGAGGGGGGAGGAGAAAAAAAAAAGUCUCAGAGGAAUGUUUUCACCCGCAACGUCUGCCGUCUCGAAAGCCCAACUGAAACAAGCUGCUGAGCAGCAGACGAUGCCGGAGACGGAUCGGAAUUCUGCGGACCGUGGGGCGGCUGCGUCGCGGUGUCCCGAGCCGAACGCGGCGGGCGCGGUCGCUGUGAAACGAGCGCAUCCCCAUCGCCCCCCCGCGUCCCAGACCGGGACACUACACAAGGGCACGUGGGCGGACCUGUGGAGGAGGUAGGGGCCGCUCUAACGUGUCUAAAGUGCCUUCCCUUUUAGAACAAUGCCUUUAGGGUUAAAAAGAGCCUUCUUUCCUGUAGCAUUUCAGUGUAUCACGUUCGUCUCAGCACGGAAGUCACCGUGCCUAAUUAAAGGUCUAGGCUGACGUGUGUGUUCGGGGCACUUAUUUUGACUUUUUUUUGUGAGGGGGGGUGGGGGGGGCAUGGGUGGGGCAGGGAUAUUAACAGUCAUUCUGUGUACAACCUGUGGAUAAUUUUUUCUUGUUAUUAUAGUUAUGAUUGUGUUUAAAUGAUUUUUUUUUUCUUUUUCUGAAAUGAUGCCAAUGAUUUCAACGAUGUGCAUUUAUGUUAAUAUGCAGUUAUCACCUUACUUCCUGUGACACUUUUGUUUAAAGCCCAGAGGUCUUGCUGUUGUCACAGUUCAAAUUUUAAUAAGGCAAAGUCAGUCUAAUUUAUUUCAGCGAUUUGAUAACGAUCUCAGGAGCACGUUCAAUAUUUCACAGACCGCAUUCAGAACAGAGGCCAUAGCGCACAUUUAAUUUUUACGUUUUAGUUUUGCAUCGACGCCGUCGGUCAAAACGCAGAUCACUCCAGUCAUAACGAGCUCUGAGAAGCCAAAAGAUGGGCCGCCUCAAAUAUGCGCCUUGAGGUGAUUAAGCCGAAGCCAAACCCCAGUGUGGCGCUGCGGAUCUGACAGGCAUUUAAAUGAGACAGAUGUGCGCUGUUGUGUGGGCGGGGUCGCGCUGAACUCUGGACGGACUCCGAAGGCAGGGGCGAUGCCGGGCGAGGGCAGGAGCACGCAGGCACGCAAGACCCCGCGCCCAACCGGCGCGUGAGGUGGCAGCAGGCGCGGCGUCCCCACGCGCUCCAAACGCACAGCUGAACAGCAAAUGGAGCUGGCGAGAUCAACGUGCAACAAAGAAAAAAAAAAUUAAUGCGAGCCGAGAUUUAAAAAAAAAAAAAAAAAAAAAACGUAAGAGCAUUGCUGUGCACGGGCAACCACAUGUGGAAAAAAGAAAAGAAAAAAAGAAGUGAAAUCGAAAUUCAAUCAAAUUGAUGCAAGAAACCUGUUACACACUGAUUAACUUCAGAGUUAAUCAGUGAUGAGGUAUUCAGUUGAUCUAACAAAACAAAGCUAAAUGUACUUCUGGUAAAAUAUUUUUCCUUGGUAAACAAGGAGGGGAUAGAGAGUGAAUGUUUUUAAUACUGAACGUUGGUCAUCAGAGAGCACAUUCCCUUCCUCCCUGUCAUUCGUUUGCUUGCCCUCUUUCUCCCUCAAUUCACACGCAUGCUCUCAUUGACCAUCUCUAUCUCGCUCGCUCGAUUCAACUGACUGUCUUUUUCUCUCCCCCUCUCUGCCAUUUGCUUUCCUGUCAGACAAAACACAAGAAAAAACAAAGGGAAAAUGUUUCCACCGCUGCCAUAAGUCCUAAGAGGAAAGACAGGGUGAGCGAGAGGGAGGGAAAGCCAGAGAGAGAGAGAGAGAGAUAGAGGGGGAGGAAAGAGAGACAGAGAGUUCUGGGUUAUUCUGUGUAGGUUGUUAGGGGCUCUGAGACUGUUUGGUACAAGGCCAGAGGUCAGGGAAGUCUGCUGGUGUGUGUGUCUGUGUGCGUGUGUAUAUGAGCGUGUGUGUGUGUGUCUGUGUGCGUGUGUAUAUGAGCGCAUGUGUGUGUGUGUGUGUGUGUGAGAGAGAGAGAGGCUGAAGGGGGGGGGUUGGGUUGGGACUUCUGGCUCAGCAGUAACCCAGGACAGGAUGUGCUGUGUGUUUCUGCUCAAAGCCAGAGAAAGAGAGAUAUGGAGACAGGGAGGGAGGGAGGGAGGGAUGGAGAGAGGGAGAUAGAGAGUGCAGGGGAAACUCGGGGCUAUUGUCUGAAGGUGGAAGUGCAGUCCAUCCUCUCAAUGAGCCAGGCUGCUGUCCAUUGAGAAAAAAAAGCUCGCUGCUCAUCUUUCUGCACACUUUCUUUUUUCACGUCCAGUCGGGAAAAAGCUGUCAGACCGCUUCAUCUUGGCCGUUUAACCCCUGGUGUGUGUGCGCUGGCCCGGCCUAGCCUAGCCUAGCCUAGCCUAGCCAGAACGCCACUGUCAGACUGCCAGAAACAGCCUGAGCACAAACAGACUGUGGAAGGAUGAGUUUGUACAGCCAACAAGGCAGACCCAUAAAUUUGCACAUCAACAUCUGCAUGAAUAACCGCAGCAAUAACCAAAGCAAGUGCAAAACAAUCCUAUGGAUAUGUAUUAAAGUCAAUGACCGAUGGUGUAACAGUAAAGAACUGCUCUUCAGCUCCUUCAAUCUAAAAAAAAAAAAUAAUAAUAAUAAUAUGAAACUGAUUGCACAUGAGGAGUUGAAGUGCAAAAACUAGUAACACAUAUCAGGCGUGCCAAAAAUGACAGGAAAUCAGAAUAUACGUCAACUGCAAUGCAGUGAAGAUUUAGUGAUUUGCAUGGGUGAUGUACCAUGCGAAAUAAAAAGGAGUUACUACCGAAGCUGAAGGCUGACAUUGAGGACGUAGCGCUGUCUGAGGGUCUAUGCGAGAGAAUGACCAGAAGGGAACGCGUUCACGCCACCGUCCAAAGCCUGACCGUGUUCCAAAGUGCUGCUAUACCGGUGAACAGUGUGGAACAGGAGGUACAGGGACACAUUGGGAUCACACUGACAAACAGAACACAACCCGUCCACUUUGCCUUAUUAAAGUAGAUCCUAGUGACAGGAGAGUGAGGUCUCAUCAACUAGCCAAUGGGUGGAGCUGCAGUGAGCUGUCAGUCAUUGACCUGUCUGAACCAAUCAGAAGAUUUAGCGCUCCAACAGCAGAACAAACGAGAAGAUUGACAUCAGUGAGUCCCUGAUAGUAUAAAGGCGCAAACAUUUUUGGUUUUAGGAGGUCUCAUUCUCCCAUUUGCAUCACACUGUGUAAGGGACCAUCUGAAAAGGGCUCUGAACACAAGCUCCUCUGGGACUUUGCCUUAUUAAAACACCCAUUCUCCCCUCCCUAAGACGUUAAAAACAGAGGAGGAACACGAUCACCAAGGCGGGAUUUUUAGCAUGAAAUGCGAACUUGCCUUGUCAUUCUGAAAAUACCAAAAAAAAGGGCUUUAAGGUUUAAAAAGUGUCAAUACUGCCUUUUUUGUUUUUGUUUUGUUUGCUUUUUUAUUUUUCCAUUUUUGCAGGGAUUAUUUAAAAAAUAAAUGAAUAGCUAGAUGGAAAAAGUAUUUACUGAAAACUGUUUAAGGGUCAGCCUGUGUAUUGGGAAUUUUCAACUGUGGCACAGACCAAAUCAAAAGCUGGACCCACAAAUCACUCAUUGCAAACAGCUCCCUGGUGCUUUCUGGCACUUGCUAAUGGGAGGUGGGGGUCGUGGGGGCAGCUGUGCCUGCCCAUGGGCCCCAAGCGUGGGGGUGUGUGAUGUGUGUUAGGGUCCACUCUGAGCCUGAUUGCACCUGUGUGUGUUUCGAGUGUGUAUGUUGCGUACGUGAGUGUGUGUGUGCGUGUGUGUGUGUGUGGGGCUGUCUUUGAGUUUCCCCAGAGUCCAGCAGUGUGAAAUAGGAAGGAGAGUGGGAUUUCGUACUUUAUUACAUCCAGCUGUUUUGGGUUUAUUCAUAAAAACCUGCGCACUUUUCCUGAAAGGGUUCAAACCACGACCGUGUUCCCUUCGCGACUCCCCUGCUUAGACCACUCGCCCACUUUCUGCUCUCUUCGUGAGCCUCCCCACCCCCCCCAUUCCGCCCCCGCCCAUUCGAACCUCUCCUCUCCCCCACCCUCCCGCUCCUCCCUGCGAAGCAGGCACUUCCAGCUGGUCUUCACGCUGAAGAAGACAGUUGUCCAAAUGUUUAUGCCAGCAACUGCUUUCUUUUUCUUAACGCCCCAAUCAAACGCGUCAAAAUACUUCCAUGUUGAGAUGGGUCAAGUAAAUAGAAAAGGGGGAAAAAAAAGGGUCGUUUUGUUGUUGUACUUUGCAGAAGACAUGAGAAAGAGGAUCGAAAACAAGAGCGAAAAAAAAAACGCAACGAAAGGCAAACCCCUGAGAACCAGGAAGUGAGUGAUAAUGUCAGGAGAUUAUGGACAAAGGAAAA
Anguilla rostrata (American eel) is the source of this 8944-nucleotide messenger RNA. It is a transcript of the gene hic1, whose product is annotated as hypermethylated in cancer 1. Gene Ontology annotation, molecular function: protein binding; DNA-binding transcription factor activity, RNA polymerase II-specific. Lineage: Eukaryota; Metazoa; Chordata; Actinopteri; Anguilliformes; Anguillidae. Bases 551 to 2770 code for a protein of 739 amino acids. Gene Ontology annotation, biological process: regulation of transcription by RNA polymerase II. Gene Ontology annotation, cellular component: nucleus. The record is from RefSeq and is a predicted model, not a curated record. The transcript is spliced from 2 exons.